Messenger RNA from Coregonus clupeaformis (lake whitefish), 3625 nucleotides. RefSeq names its product zinc finger protein 271. Gene Ontology annotation, biological process: central nervous system development; regulation of transcription by RNA polymerase II. Gene Ontology annotation, cellular component: nucleus. Gene Ontology annotation, molecular function: RNA polymerase II cis-regulatory region sequence-specific DNA binding; DNA-binding transcription factor activity, RNA polymerase II-specific. Lineage: Eukaryota; Metazoa; Chordata; Actinopteri; Salmoniformes; Salmonidae. The record is from RefSeq and is a predicted model, not a curated record. The transcript has 5 exons. The coding region runs from base 472 to 3279 and encodes 935 amino acids.
GAAGAAGAAGAGGAGAUAGAAGUCCAGGAGGAAGUGGAGGAGAGUGGAGUACAAGAAGAAGAGGAGAACAGGGAUGUGUCUGCUCCAGAUCUAGAGGAAGAGGAGGAAGAAGUAGAUAGUAUCAGUGACCCAGGUAAGUUCAGGUGUGGAGUACGGAGAGAGGUUGGUGCCUUGGAUCUAGAGGAAGAAGUAGAUAGUAUCAGUGACCCAGGUAAGUUCAGGUGUGGAGUACGGAGAGAGGUUGGUGCCUUGGAUCUAGAGGAAGAAGUAGAUAGUAUCAGUGACCCAGGUAAGUUCAGGUGUGGAGUACGGAGAGAGGUUGGUGCCUUGGAUCUAGAGGAAGAAGUAGAUAGUAUCAGUGACCCAGUAGAGACCUCCAACCCAGGUUCAGACAGUGAGCCCAGUUCCACAGCAUCAGGAAACCCUAAACAACACAGACAGAGGAACUCAAGACAGAAACAUCACCACUGCAUGGACUGCUUCACUAGUUUCUAUGAGCCAGAGGAGUUGAGAAGGCACACUUGUAGGCCCCACCCCUGCUCAGAUUGCAGAGGCAGUUUUAUUUGUCCCACUCACCUCAAAUCAAAACAGACUCACAAAAGGAAGAAGACUUACCCGUGUGGCCAAUGUGGGAAGAGUUUUAGUUGGUUAGACUCCCUUAAGAAACAUCAGAGAACACACAGUGGACAGAAGCCGUACCACUGCUCUCAGUGUGAGAAGCGUUUCAGUCUGGUAGGAAACCUAAAGAAACACCAGCUCACUCACACAGGGGAGAAGCCUUACCACUGCUCUCAGUGUGAGAAGACUUUCAGUCUGGUAGGAAACCUAAAGAAACACCUGCUCACUCACACAGGAGAAAACCCUUACCAAUGCGCUGUGUGUGGGAAGGGUUUCAGUCAGUCUUAUCGACUAAAGUCACACCAGAUAACUCACUCAGGAGAGAAACCAUACAGCUGUGAUCAUUGCGGGAAGAGUUUUAAAUUGGAAGGAAGCCUUAAGAGUCAUCAGAGAAUACACAGUGGAGAGAAGCCCCACCACUGCUCCCAGUGUGGGAAGGCUUUCAGUCAGGCAGGAGACCUAAAGAAACAUCAGAGAAUGCACACAGGGGAGAAGCCUUUCCACUGCUCUCAGUGUGGGAAGAGUUUCAGUGAGUUAGGAAACUUAAAGAGACACCAGAAAAUUCACACAGAAGAGAAACCAUACAGCUGUGGUCAUUGUGGGAAGAGUUUUAAAUUGGAAGGAAGCCUUAAGAGUCAUCAGAGAAUACACAGUGGAGAGAAGCCCCACCACUGCUCCCAAUGUGGGAAGAGCUUCAACUAUUCAGGAAGCCUUAAGGAACAUCAGCGAAUACACACACGGGAGAAGCCUUACCACUGCUCCCAAUGUGGGAAGAGCUUCAGUGAGGAAGGAAAUCUAAAGCAACCCCAGAGAAUACACACAGGAGAGAAACCACACAGCUCUGAUCAGCGUGGGAGUUGUUUUAAAUGCGAAGGAAGCCUGAAAGAACACCAGGAGGCAGUGCGCAGUGCAGUGCCUGAUCCUGGCCUCAUAAUGGAGUUGCCAAGCUGGGCAACUGCAUAUCUAACUAAGAUUGACUCACAGAGAAGCUCACAGUGGGGUCCAGAGAUGGUCUUAGUGAAGCUGGAGGACUGUAGUCAACCACUGGAACUCAAUGUGAUAGUCAAAGAGGAAGAGGAGGAGAGAGAAGUCAAAGAAGAGGAGCUAGGGAUUAAAGAGGAGGUGGAGGAGAGAGCAGUCAAAGAGGAGGCGGAGGAGAGAGCAUUCAAAGAGGAGGCAGAGGAGAGAGCAUUCAAAGAGGAGGUGGAGGAGAGAGCGUUCAAUGAGGAGGUGGAGGAGAGAGCAUUCAAAGAUGAGAUGGUGGAAAGAGCGUUCAAAGAUGAGAUGGUGGAGAGAGCAGUCGCAGAGGAGAGAGCAGUCGCGGAGGAGAGACUGGUCACAGAAGUGGAGAACAGGGAAGAGGAGGAAGAAGUAAAUGGUAACACUGACCCAGGAGAGAGCUCCAAUCCAGGCUCAGAUAGCGAUCCCAGUACCACAGCAUCAGGAAACCAUAAACAACACAGACAGAGGAACUCAAGACAGAAACAUCACCACUGCAUGGACUGCUUCACUAGUUUCUAUGAGCCAGAGGAGUUGAGAAGGCACACUUGUAGGCCCCACCCCUGCUCAGAUUGCAGAGGCAGCUUUAUUUGUCCAACUCACCUCAAAUCAAAACAGGCUCAAAAAAGGAAGACGACAUACCCGUGUGGUCAAUGUGGGAAGAUAUGUGAAACACCAAGCAAACUCAAGACGCACCAGAUAACUCAUACAGGAGAGAAGCCAUACCACUGCUCUGUUUGUGGGAAGGGUUGCAGUAAUUCGGACCAUCUAAAGACACACCAGAGAACUCAUACAGGAGAGAAGCCUUACCACUGCUCCCAAUGCGGAAAGAGUUUCAGUCAGUUAUCAACUCUGAGAAACCACCACCUAACUCACACAGGAGAGAAGCCUUACCUCUGCUCUCAUUGUGGGAAGAGUUUCAGUCAGUUAGCCAACCUAAAUACACACCAGUUAAUUCACACAGGAGAGAAGCCUUACCUCUGCUCUCAAUGCGGGAAGGAUUUCAGACAUCCAAGAGAAUUAAAGUCACACAUGAGAACUCACACAGGAGAGAAGCCGUUCCACUGCUCCCAAUGUGGAAAGAGUUUCAGUCAGUUAUCAACUCUGAAAAAACACCAGCUAACGCACACAGGAGAGAAGCCUUACCUCUGCUCUCAAUGUGGGAAGAGUUUUACCACAUUAUGUGAGCUAAAGGCACACCAGAUAACUCACACAGGAGAGAAGCCUUACCACUGCUCACAAUGUGGGGAUAGUUUCACCAGUUUAUACUUCCUAAAGAAACACCAGCGAAUUCACAAGGGAGGAAAGCUGUUCCACUGCUCCCCGUGUGGUAAGAGUUUCAGUCAGUCAUCAACUCUUAAAAAACACCAGAUAACGCACACAGGGGAGAAACCUUACCACUGCUCUCAUUGUGGAAAGAGUUUCAGUCUGUCAGGAAACCUAAAGAGACACCAGGUAACCCACACAGUAGAGAAGCCUUACCGCUGCUCUCAUUGCGGGAAGAGUGUCAGUCAGUUACAACACCUAAAGACACACCAGUUAAUUCACACCGGAGAGAAGCCAUACCACUGCUCUCAGUGUGGGAAGAGUUUCAGUCAAUCAUCAACUUUGAAGAAACAUCAGAGAACUCACACAGGAGAAAAGCUGUGUCAUCAGAUCUGAAGACACCAGCUUGUUCACAUAGAGGAGAAGCCUUAACUCCACUUUCAAUGUAGGGAUAGUUUCACCAGUUUUAUAUAUUUUUUUAAAACACCAACUAAUUAUGACUAACAAUAACUUACUUGGUUAAAUAACGGGGGGACUUGCAAAGGAGUGUGGCACCUGCUCCCUGUGUGCUUCUGUCACCAGGUGAAAAAACCUUUCCAAGCCAAACCUUCAUAUGAUGACCACUAACCGCUACACACACAGUCUACAUCAUUGCCUACUAGAACUAGCGUGUUAGUAAACCUGCUACAAUCAUGCAGUACAGUGUACAGUCAGAAAGCAGUUUAGCAGUUACACCGGCGGG